Drosophila albomicans is the source of this 1063-nucleotide messenger RNA. RefSeq lists its product as uncharacterized. NCBI's taxonomy places the organism in Eukaryota, Metazoa, Arthropoda, Insecta, Diptera, Drosophilidae. Bases 272 to 1051 code for a protein of 259 amino acids. The transcript is spliced from 3 exons. The record is from RefSeq and is a predicted model, not a curated record.
ACAGACAGAGCAAAUUCAAUUUCGAAUUCAACAGUUUUUGCGACAUUGUGACUUACUGGAUCUUGGGCACCACCCACCACCCAUGACUGUCUGGUUGACCAUGACAAACGCAUCGGCUGACCGUUAGACAUUUGCUAUAAUUCUGCACGCAAUGCGUAAUCACCGGUUGCAUGCCCCAAAAGACAUUUCCAUUCCAGCGGCCAUAAAAAGUCAGCGUCGAUCGUUGUAGCAACCUCAGUUUCAUUUCAGACCUUGACGCGAUCACCACGAAAUGCAAGUGAAAUUUAUGUAUGCAGUUUGCUUGCUGCUGCCACUUGUGGCAAGCACUGCGGCGACGCCAACGCAAACGGAUACGCGUAUCUCAUGGAUAGCUCAACUAAAACAACUCCAUCAUCAGCUGCAUAAUUGCUUACAAUCCGGUGGCAGCUUGGGAUUGUGGUCCUGCUUCCGUUCACGCAGUCUGCGCAUCUUUGAGGAUGUCAUGAGCUCUGAUGUGAUUCCACUUUUCGAGGGUGUUCGUCUAGUUGCUGCGUCGAAUACCACAAAUGGACAGGCGCGACAGGCAGGCGAUGAUCGCAAGGAUCUGAAGCAUCUCACUUGGUUCGAUCAGCUGGCCAGCAGCUUGGCCAAGAGUUUGACCACGCACACGCUGCAAGUGAAUCUGGUGAAGCUCACAGAGCGCUAUCUGAGCAGAGAUGCACCUGCAACUCAAGCGGAUUCAACGGGCAGCGCUCGUCUUAGACGCCAUCGCUUUAACAUGAUCAUCACCAUGAUGUUUGGCGUCACAGCUCUGGGCGCUGUCCUGGUGCCAAUGGGCUUUCAGAUGCUAUCCAUAGUCAGUGGCAAGGCUUUGCUGUUGGCCAAAAUGGCGCUGCUGCUGGCCUCGAUCAAUGGGCUGAAGAGAGUGGCCAACACGGGACUGCAUUAUGGUCUAUAUCAUGUGCCUGGCGAGCAUUUGGGUGGCUACUACGAUCGUGGUGAUCUCAAUCAUCCACGCAAUGUUCCCAUUCCUGUGGCUGUGGCUCCCACCUUCGACAUGAGUGUCAAGUAGAACUAAAGUCAA